This is a messenger RNA of Paramecium sonneborni, 2304 nucleotides long. Lineage: Eukaryota; Ciliophora; Oligohymenophorea; Peniculida; Parameciidae. The record is from the annotation of a GenBank genome assembly.
AUGGUUUUCUGGAAUGGAACGGAUAUUGGAUUAGCUGUGAUUGGCGGAGCCUUAAUAGGUAUUGCUACAUCACUUCACUACAUUGUAAAGGGUAGAGUGACUGGAUUUAGUGGAAUUCUUUACAGUAUUGUUACAUAUGAUCUUCCAUCUUUUUUUUGGAAGGUUUCUUUGAUGAUGGGAGUUGUGAUUGCCUCAAGUAUUUUUUACUUAGCAUAUGGGUAUGAAUAAAUUAUAUUUUAAAAGAACAGAAAAAGCAAUUAUUGAUGGAGGCACUCCUGCAUAUGAUGACUUAUUAAUAUUAACAUAAAUAGGAUGGGGUGGAUCAAUCAUAGCAGGAUUCUGUGUAGGAUUUGGUACUAAAAUGGGCAAUGGAUGCACUAGUGGUCAUGGUGUUUGUGGAUUACCAAGAUUGGCUCCGAGAUCAAUUGUUGCAGUUAGUUGUUUUAUGGGAAUGGGAUUAUUAACUGCCUCAAUUAAAGAAAACUUUAGUAAGAAUCUAUAACUAUAAUUAAGUUCCAUUGGAACAUCCAAAACCAAUAGAUUAUGAUCAUGAAGCUUGUGCCAUUACAACUUUAGUUUUAGCUUUUGUAAUCAUAAUCGUUAUGGCCGGAUUCUAAUACUUAAAAAAAAGAGAAUUGCUGAUCGAUUUGGCAGUAGCCACUCUAGUUGGAUUUAUUUUCGGAUUAGGAUUAGCCAUCUCUGGUAUGGUAAAAAGAAGUAAAAUUAUUGGAUUCUUAGCAAUUAAUGAUAGAUGGGAUCGUAAUAAUAUUCAUUUAUAUAUUAGCUACCCUUCUAUUUGUUAUGGUAACUCCAGUAGUNCUGAUUGAUUAUUAUAAUGAGUUGCAUAAUAAUACUCAGAGGUAUUAGACCGAAAAAUGCUUAUUUUAUUCUUAUUGGAUUUUUUAUACUUUAAAGAAUUAAUAAGAAAUUGUUAUGCAUUAAUAUUAUGACAAUUUUUAUUAAUAUUUACUUAUUAAAUAAAAGUAUAAAAUUUUUAAUUAAAAUUUUAGUAUAAAUACAUAAGUUAAUUAAACAAGAUUUGAACAAUUUUUAUUAAUCUCUAAAAUAUUAAUGGUUUUCUGGAAUGGAACGGAUAUUGGAUUAGCUGUGAUUGGCGGAGCCUUAAUAGGUAUUGCUACAUCACUUCACUACAUUGUAAAGGGUAGAGUGACUGGAUUUAGUGGAAUUCUUUACAGUAUUGUUACAUAUGAUCUUCCAUCUUUUUUUUGGAAGGUUUCUUUGAUGAUGGGAGUUGUGAUUGCCUCAAGUAUUUUUUACUUAGCAUAUGGGUAUGAAUAAAUUAUAUUUUAAAAGAACAGAAAAAGCAAUUAUUGAUGGAGGCACUCCUGCAUAUGAUGACUUAUUAAUAUUAACAUAAAUAGGAUGGGGUGGAUCAAUCAUAGCAGGAUUCUGUGUAGGAUUUGGUACUAAAAUGGGCAAUGGAUGCACUAGUGGUCAUGGUGUUUGUGGAUUACCAAGAUUGGCUCCGAGAUCAAUUGUUGCAGUUAGUUGUUUUAUGGGAAUGGGAUUAUUAACUGCCUCAAUUAAAGAAAACUUUAGUAAGAAUCUAUAACUAUAAUUAAGUUCCAUUGGAACAUCCAAAACCAAUAGAUUAUGAUCAUGAAGCUUGUGCCAUUACAACUUUAGUUUUAGCUUUUGUAAUCAUAAUCGUUAUGGCCGGAUUCUAAUACUUAAAAAAAAGAGAAUUGCUGAUCGAUUUGGCAGUAGCCACUCUAGUUGGAUUUAUUUUCGGAUUAGGAUUAGCCAUCUCUGGUAUGGUAAAAAGAAGUAAAAUUAUUGGAUUCUUAGCAAUUAAUGAUAGAUGGGAUCGUAAUAAUAUUCAUUUAUAUAUUAGCUACCCUUCUAUUUGUUAUGGUAACUCCAGUAGUUAUAAAUUUCUUUGCUUUUCGUGCAAAAGAAAAACCAUAUUUGAAUUCCAAAUAUGAAAUUCCAACUAAUAAUGUAAUAGAUUGGAAAUUAGUUUGUGGGGCUUCAAUAUUUGGAUUUGGAUGGGGAGUAGGUGGAUUUUGUCCUGGACCUGCAUUUGCUCUUUUUCCAUAGUUUACUGUGCAUAUAAAUAUUUUAUUCAUGGGAACACUUGUCAUUGGAUAAUUAUCGGCUAAUUACUUUGUAAAAUGGGUAGAUGAAAGAAAUAAAUAUGAUUAAAUAAAACCUUAACCAGACUAAUAAUCAAAAGAACAAUAAUAAAAGGAGCAAAUACCAGAUGUUUCAAAAUAGUAACUUGCAGAAUCUCCAAGUGAUAGAAAAAACGAUGCUCCAGAUAACACUGCAAAAAUCAAUUGA